AUGUUGAAUAUAAACGACAAUUUCCCUGAAUAUGCUCUGCCUGGAGUGAAGAAAGUUCAUUUUGAACCCUAUGCGGACAAUGGUGGAAGUAUUGUGGCAAUCGCAGGUGAUGACUACGCUGUAAUUGGAGCAGACACUAGACUCAGCACCGGUUUCUCUAUCUAUACCAGGGAACAAAAGAAACUAUUUAAGCUAUCUGAUAAAACUGUCUUGGGUGCAACGGGUUGUUGGUGCGACACUCUAACGCUAACAAGACUGUUGCAAGCGCGUAUGCAAAUGUACGAACAUGAACACAAUAAGGCUAUGACGACACCUGCAGUUGCUCAAAUGUUGUCUACUAUGCUUUACUACAAACGAUUCUUUCCCUACUAUGUCUCUAACAUACUGGCAGGCAUAGAUAGUGAUGGCAAGGGAUGUGUUUAUAGCUACGAUCCCAUUGGUCAUUGUGAAAGGUCAACAUAUAGAGCAGGAGGGUCAGCCGGAGCACAGCUGCAACCCUUACUUGAUAACCAGAUUGGUUUAAAGAACAUGCAAAAUGUCACUGAGGCACCUUUACCAAGAGAAAAGGCAUUGGCUCUAUUGAAGGAUGUUUUUAUAAGUGCAGCAGAAAGAGACAUCUACACUGGAGACAGCAUUUACAUCCUGAUUAUUACAGCUAAUGGUAUACAAGAAGAAAAAUUUGAGCUCCGUAAAGAUUAA
Molecule: messenger RNA, 699 nt
Organism: Pieris macdunnoughi
Lineage: Eukaryota; Metazoa; Arthropoda; Insecta; Lepidoptera; Pieridae
Source: the annotation of a GenBank genome assembly